ACACGGACGAUAUGUCAACAACAAGCUAGUUCGAUUACACAAUCACCAUGCGCAGUGAAAAAAAGACCUGAAUAACUGUGGUACAAAGUUCAUUUCAGAAACGUGGUGUGCGUUUGUUCUUUUUUAAUCUACAAAACAUGCGAUCCAGUUGACCCAACCCACUGAAUUUACCCUGUUUUGGGCCUCAAUUCAAACUAGUAAGUUUUAUCAUUCAAGUUCAAGAUGGUACGUCGCGUUCUCGAUCUCGUAGGCCUACUCAUCCUGCAGUUCAUAAGUACGAGCCCCGUCGAAGCCUACCCGAACGGUGCACCAGCGGAUGCCUGCGCCAAAGCUGCCCCACAGCACCUAAGUAGUGAAGGGCAGAUGAUCAACCCCCAAACUGGGCCUUGUCCAUAUACUUUCACUGUAGAUUCAACAGUUUAUAAAAUCGGUCAGAAGAUUACCGUUACCAUCGAAGGGAGUCAAACGUUUGGAGGUUUCUUGAUCCAGGCACGUUCUGCUGAUGAUAAACCAGUUGGACGCUUCAAGUCGUUGCCGUCAAAUUCUCAGCUGCGGGGAUGCGGAGGUAGAGAUAACAACGGCGUUACCCACACCAGCGCGGAUCCUAAGCUUCCUGGAAUGAAGUUCGAGUGGUACACGAAGAAGAAUGAAGGGACCAUCAAGUUCUUUGGUACUGUGGCGAAAGAUCAUGACGUCUUCUGGACUGAAAUUACAUCAAGUGAGAUUCAAUAUGAUGACGAUGAGAAAGUAAUUAAUAUCGCAGUUUUGUAAAGCGUUCGCCAAAUUUCCUUUUUUUAAAUCACAUUUUAAAUUGAAUUCAACUGGCUCGUCCUGUUUAGUAGAUCCAUUGGUAUAUUUAUACAAUAUGACAUUGCGAACAUGUACUAUUCCAAGAGAUUUAAAGACGGCAAGAAUUACUCCAAUACAUAAAGGAGGAUCAUAAUGAUGUCGAUAAUUUCAGACCAAUAUCUGUUCUACCUGCCUUGUCUAAAAUACUAGAAAGAGCAAUCCUCAAUCAACUUUAUGAAUACUUGAAUGAAAACAAACUGUUCACGAAUUCCCAGUCUAACUGACAUUGUAGACUAUAUUUUGUUUAAUAAAAUGGAUCAGGUUCGAAUGAUCGGAGGUAUUUUCCUCGAUUUACGCAAAGCGUUUGAUGUUAUAUGUUAUA
This is a messenger RNA of Lytechinus variegatus (green sea urchin), 1171 nucleotides long. Its product is annotated as putative defense protein 2. NCBI's taxonomy places the organism in Eukaryota, Metazoa, Echinodermata, Echinoidea, Temnopleuroida, Toxopneustidae. Gene Ontology annotation, molecular function: oxidoreductase activity, acting on metal ions. The record is from RefSeq and is a predicted model, not a curated record. Bases 223 to 771 code for a protein of 182 amino acids. The transcript has 3 exons.